Molecule: messenger RNA, 7773 nt
Organism: Columba livia (rock pigeon)
Lineage: Eukaryota; Metazoa; Chordata; Aves; Columbiformes; Columbidae
Gene: ZNF280D
Product: zinc finger protein 280D
Exons: 16
Coding region: 3983-6586 (867 amino acids)
Biological process (GO): regulation of DNA-templated transcription
Molecular function (GO): RNA polymerase II cis-regulatory region sequence-specific DNA binding; DNA-binding transcription factor activity, RNA polymerase II-specific
Source: RefSeq, a predicted model, not a curated record
ACAGAUAUUUGAAGGUGUAAAACUUUAAACAUACUUUGAAAAUAUAGAAUUUUUAACAGUAAGACAUAAGAAAUUCUACAUCUUAAAGCUGUUCCAUAGUUGUCAUACUGAAAAUUUGAAUUCUUAAGGAAUUAUGUCAUAAAACCCAGGCUAUGCACAGCUUCGUCUACCUAAAACCUCUGAAGUCAAAACAAGGACGUUUGAAGGUUUUAGCAUUAAAAAUCCAAUCUGUGCAGUGCUGAAACUAUGCAUGCAAUUGCUCUUAAUAUAGUUGAUAUUUAGUUAGAUACUUGGAAGUUGUCUCCCUACUAAAAGAAUAUGCAUUAAUUUAAGUCUUCAUGUUACGGUCUUUCUUUUUUUCUCCACCCCACAUUUCCUGUCUUGGUGGACAGUCUUAAUUGGUUGGAAAUUAUUCUCACAAACCCAAGUUAACUGAGUAUCUAUAAAUGCACGAUCAAGAAAAGUGAAUAAUGUGAAAAUAGUAGAAGCCUCUGUUAAGUAAGAGAUUUUUUUAAAAUUAAUUCAUUAGUACCCUGUAAAAUAAAGAGUUUUUUUUCAUCAAGUUCUGUAGUUUUUUCCUAAUGCAGGCAGUGCAGGGAGUGAGGUUAGGUGGUUGUGAUGACAGCAGAUGUGUAAGGAUUCCAUGUUUGUCCUGUGCUUGGGCUUUAGCAGGUAAGUAACGGAGAACAUUAUUUUUAUUACUGAAAUUAAUUUUUGCAAUGAAACUUUUUGAUUUCUUUGUUCAGCAUCUUGCAGUGAAUUGUUAAGAGGUUUGACCUAAGGUUUCUCGAACUACCAAAUACACAAGAUUUUGCCUGGUGAGGUUUAGUGCUUUCAGUCUCUGUCUCAUCUCUGUUAUGCUUGUAUCCAAGAUUUCCAUAGUCUUCUGACUUUCCAUGGUUUUCUGAAGGUGUGUAGUUUGCAGUGAAGGAUCUCAAGGCAAAAUGUUGAGCUGGGUUCUCUGUCACACUGCUGAAUGGACUUUGUAGCUAUUAUUAGCUGUUCAUUUUAGUUCACAAUACUUUCAUCUUGCAUCUGAACUCUAUAUUUGUUACUCACUGGGACAGUAAAUCUAGUGCUUCUUACACCAGCCUAAAGAAGUGAAAAAUUGUGGUUUAAAUCUUUAAGAAUUACUGAAGCUACUCCUAAAGUUCUCUCACCUGACAAUAGUUCUUAAGCGCUAGUGUUUUUGAAUAGUUAAAAAGUAUUCUAGAUCCUCUUGAAAAUUUGAAGAAUAUUUUGAAAUUACUCUUAAGUUUCUUGCCAUUACAAACUUCUAGGAGGACUGAAAAAUAGCUUUACUGUUUUCUGGAAGGUCCACAGACUUCUGGGUUGCUUUUGGUCAUUGGCAAUAGAUCAUGACAUAGAACAACUAUUAAGGCACUAGGCAUAUGUUAGAACAACAAAUAUGCCAAAUUUCAUUGCAGUUGUUGCAGUAGUAUCUAGACUUUUUGUAGUCAUAGAAGAUAGAAAUAGUUCAGGUGAAAACUAUAAUUUUGAUAUGAUUCAGCAACUUCAAGAAAUUUGGUAAAAGAUGAAGACUUAACAAUGUAUGCAUCUUGUUCUAGUGCUGUCCAUACUCGCUCCUGACACAAGUAAAAUCGUUUAUGGUAUAACUUUUUACUUUAUCUCUUUUCCUUCCUUUUUCCCAACUUUUCUCUUUGUAAUCUUCUACUUCACUAUCAAAAACAGCUAUGGAAGAAUGACCUCAGUUCUUCUCUGGCUUGUAAGUAGUACUACCUGGCAGUAGUCAGGCUUCAGUUUGUUAUUGCUGAUAGGCAAGGCACAGUGAACUUGACUUUCCUUAUCACCAUUGUUUAGUUUUUACCUGAGAAAAUUCCUGUCUGAUCAGAUGGAAAAUUAGAUGACAAAUAGAGACUCACAUGUAGUUCUCUAUUUUUCUGAAAGGUACGUUUUCUGCAAUACAUAGCAGAGCAGGUUUUUUAACCUUUUCCUAACAAUGCAAUUACCAGUUUUUAUACAGGCUGGUGUGGAAAACAUGAUGAAAAUAGUUAAGAAAACCACCUUCGACCUGCUGGCACAGUAUCAUAUACAAUAAAGCGCAUCUUCUGAUGUACUGGAGGAUUAGUUUGACUGGGAUUAAAAGUAUUUCACCCUUUGUGCCCUUUACCAUUUCCUGCAACUGCUAAUUUUUCCUACAGUUACUGCUAAUUUUUCUUGCUUCCUUUUUCAUAGUGAUACAAACCUGUAAUUUGUUGCUACUUUAAAAUGUUGUUCUGCAUGUUAGCUUUCUUAUACUUCAGUGGUGCUUUAUCUGAAUAAGACAACACUUUGAUGGGGCAGGGGAAGGGGCAUAUCAAGUCUUUGAUGAAUCAGUUGAGUCAUGUAAAUCUACUUUAUAAUUUCAAAUAACUGACUUCUUAAAUGUUAUUUUUAAAAACAAUAAAAUCCACCUUUGUGUUUUAGGGUAUGAAUUGAGUGUGCACAUUGGACUGUCUGAAGCUGAACUUGCUUUGUGAGACAUAACUUUUAGGAUAGGUUGUUGUGUUUUGUUUUUUUUUUUGUAGGUAGAUUAAGGCUUUAGUUUCAUUUCACUCUGGAAUUCCAAUGUGAGGUAUAGAUUUAUUAAAAAACACACAAAAGUAUAUGUUCAGCUCAAUUCUGAAUUAAGUUAAUCCUUACUCAUAGUUAGUAUUGUGUUGGAGGAAAAAUAAUAUUGCUAUUACAGGACGAAAUUUUGUCAUAUCUUAAAAAAUGCAGACCUGUUUGGAUCUGUUGGUUGCAGCUGCUUUUUUAUUAGCAUGAUCUAAAUGCAGGUGACAGGUUGAAAGCUGUGAUCUUCUGAGCUCUACUGCUACUAGAUUUAUUUAUCAACCUGAGUAGUGUAAACUAAUGAGCCAUUGCUGGUGGAAACAGCCUUAAGGUUGUCAAACACCAUGUGUAGAUACGCUAAGAUCUAUUGUUUGAGAUCCUGAUGUAAUUUGACCCUAGUUCAAAACUUUAAACCUUGUUUGUUAGGUAUUGGACGAUCAAUCUAAUUUCAUAUGCAUAUUUUCACAUGUCAGAGCAAGAACUUGACAGCAACAUUAACUGAAUUGCGAGUCUGGUGUUAGAAAAAUAUUUUGAUUCUAUGAAUAUUUUUGUAACAUUCUGGAAUGAUCAAAAAACCCAGACUAAGAUAUAAAAAGUCAGGGACUGUUGGUGGCAUUAGUUAGGGAGUAAACAUCAAAUCUAAGAGAUUACAUGUGUUUCUAGUGAGCUAGAGCUCUGGUCACAGACUGUCACGUAGGAUAUAUAAGAAAAAUCAGUCCUCUUGUAAUGCAAUUCCAACACAACUCCUUUCAUUGCUCGUCUGUUGUUUUGUUUUUUUUUUUCUUUCACAUGGGAAAGUGGAGAUCGUGAAGUCUAAAAACAAGUUUGUAAGUUCUGUAUUUUCCAGUAACACAGAGUAAAAUUGUGUAGUUACUAGUUUAGAGAAAAUGCUUCCUUUAGUGUAGAGCAAUUAUUAUAUUUGGGGAACUUAUUAUGUGCAUGAGAAACAGAAGUGAAUAGAUGCAUUAUAUCAGCAAAGCUAAGUAUUAAAUGCUGUUUUUUUUGUUUGUACUCUUAUUUGUGUGUUCACCUAUCUGCAAUAAAAUAAAAACUGAGAUUCUUGGAUUAAAUAGUUUAGCCUAAGAGAAGCAGAAUAAUGUAUCUUAAUUUGUACAUAUAACGCUUUGUUUUUCCAGGUAUUUAUUUAAGAAAUAAUAUUCUAAUUUGUAAGUCAAAUCCUCAUUGGCUUAAUUAGUGGAUAUGAAUGCAACUUUUAAUUUGAAAAGCAAUUAAGCUAUUAAUUUAACUGCAAUUAAGAUAAAUGUAACUUUUGACAGAUAUAUUGAACAGAGUCAACCUCAGCUCAUCACGAAGGGGGAUACAGAAUGGUGCACCCAGUAGAGGUACUUUAUUGUCCUAAUAUGGUACAGUUACUUCAUUCAAGACUGAAAGUCACCAUUACGCGACACCUGCCUCCAGCCCUAGUGCCAUGCCUGUUUCAUCAGUCUUUCAUUCUGUAUCCAGACUUACAUCUAGCUCUGUAGCGGUUCAGCCAUUGUCUGUACCAGUGAAUGUUUCAGGAACUUCACAAACACUGCAGAGACCAGUGGCUGGAUGUUUAUCAACACAGCAGAUGCCUGGGUCAAGUUCUGGAAUAUCGCAGCCUGUUAGCAGACCUGUAACCGUUCCAGCGACGGCACAGCCACUAUCAAGAAAUAUCACAGUUCCUGUAGCGGCCCAACCUAUAUCCAGGCCAGUGACUACUGUAACAGCACAGCCUGUGAUGCUCAAUCAGGAUUAUAUUAUGGAUUCUCCACCAGCUGCACCUGAUAAUACAUCUGGUAUACUGUUUGGUGUGAGACAGGAUGUCGGAGUUCCACAGUACCAGACUGGGCCAGCAGUGAUUGUAACAGGUCACCAUUUUUAUUGUCUUUUGCCAUCAUUUAUGAAAUCAGGCCUAGCAGGCACAAAUGCACGUUCAAAUGCUGCAUCAAGCACCAUUAAAAAUGGAGGACCUUUUCCACGAGCUUGUCCAAAGUGUAAUAUUCAUUUCAAUCUUAUGGAUCCUCUAAAAAAUCAUAUGAAGUAUUGUUGUCCAGAUUUGGUAAAUAACCUUUGCCCGGGAGCAACCAUAACAGAAUGUUCAAGCACAAGCAAGACUGCUGAAUCUGAGAAAGGAAAAUUGAUUAUGUUAGUUAAUGACUUUUAUUAUGGGAAACAUGAAGGUGACACGCAGCAGGUACAACAGGAACAGAAGACUCAUACGACAUUUAAGUGCUUCAGUUGUAGGAAAGUUCUCAAAAAUAACAUAAGGUUUAUGAACCACAUGAAACAUCACUUGGAGCUUGAGAAGCAGAGCAGUGAAAGUUGGGAAAGCCACACCACCUGCCAGCACUGUUACCGCCAGUUUCCCACCCCAUUCCAGCUGCAGUGCCACAUUGAAAGUACACACACACUUUAUGAGUCAUCUACAAUUUGUAAAAUCUGUGAGUUAUCCUUUGAAACAGAGCAAGUUCUUUUGCAACAUAUGAAGGACAAUCAUAAGCCAGGUGAAAUGCCGUAUGUUUGCCAGGUAUGUAACUACAGAUCCUCAGCUUUUUCAGAUGUAGAAACACAUUUUAGAACAGUUCAUGAAAAUACAAAGCAUUUGCUAUGCCCAUUUUGCCUCAAAGUAAUUAAAAUUGGAGCACCGUAUAUGCAUCAUUACAUGAGGCAUCAGAAAAAAGGGAUCUAUCGUUGCACUAAGUGCAGACUGCAAUUUUUGACAUGCAAAGAAAAAAUGGAUCACAAGACUCAGCAUCACCGAACAUUUAGGAAACCCAGACAGUUAGAAGGAUUGCCUCCUGGAACAAAGGUGACUAUUCGAGCAUCUGUUGGAUCUCUUCAAUCAGGAUCAUCAGCUACAUCUUCUGUUAGUACAAGCAUUUCCAUGUUUCAGUUAUCACCUAAAGCUAAAAAUAAAACCACUAGAAAUCAUAAUAAAUCUAAUGCAAAUAAGUCAAAAGAAAAAUCAAAACCAGCUACAGCAAAGAAGCAGAAUGCAUGGACCAACAGCAAAAAAAAAAAAGUUACAAAUACAGCAUUGCAUAAUCUAAGGUGUCGUUUGGGAGCUCACAAAUGCAUUGAGUGUUACUCGGAAAUAAAAGAUUUUGCAAGCCAUUUUCCUGCUUAUGUCCACUGUAGCUUAUGCAGAUACAACACUAGCUGUAGCAAAGCCUAUGUGAAUCACAUGAUGAGUUUUCACAGUGCUCGUCAAAGUAAAAGAUUUUGGAUCUAUAAGAGGCAUUCGGAAGAGCUACGAGGUGUUACUGUAGUAUGUCUUAACUGUGAUUUCCUGACUGAUGUUUCUGGCUUAGAUAGCAUGGCCACACAUCUGAGUGAAAGCCACACUCAUACUUGCCAAGUUAUUAUAGAGAAAGUUUCUGUAGAUAUCCCAACUGCUGAACAAGUAUCUGACAAACAAGAGCAUGACUCUUCAGACAAAACAAAAGAAUGCCAUCAAAAUCAAACUGAAAAAGUUGCAUCAGUUGAAAAGAAUGAAGAAAACUCAUCAUCGUCAAAUACAGAAAGUGUUCCUAGUUUGGAACUCCCUGACAACAGCUCAAAGAAUUCUUUGCAUGAGAAAGGAGCAUGUUGUGAUUCAGAUAAUAACAAACAACUAGCAGAUGAGCAACAAAAAUGUAUUCAUGAUGCAAGUGAAGUAAAAACUUGCAGAAGUUCAGAUAAUGUUGUCUUGAAUGAGCAGACUAAAGUACGUAGCUUGGAUGAAACUACCCUCUCAGCAAUGAACGCAAGGGACUUAAAGCUAACAUUGGGUGAAGAUGUUAGUUUUGAGCAGUUCUUGAGAAAAAGAGAUGAACCUGACUCGGUUAGUUCAGACAUCAGCGAACAAGGCAGUAUUCAUUUGGAGCCUUUGACUCCAUCAGAGGUACUAGAGCAUGAAGCUACUGAAAUUCUUCAAAAAGGUAAUGUUGCAGCUUCAUCAAAGAAAGCUGGAAAACUCUCCGAACAAGCAGAUGAGACUUCUAAAGAAAGCAGUCCCAACAGAAUGGAAACAACUGUAAGCAAGACAGAUGAAAAUGAAACAAGCUGAAAUUAUGUUCAUUUUAUUGUUUAUUAUGAACAAUGGUAAGAACACCAUGGACCAUUCUUGAUAAGUGUGCUCACUGAUGCUAAUUAUAAAAAAUAAAAAAGGCAAGGGGGAAGGAAGAGAGAAAGAGACACUAGAGGAAAGUUUUGCAUAUGAAGGUAGCAUGCACAACUGAAUUCACAAAAUAUACCACGUUCAGGUAUAUUUUCCUUUCUCUUGGAUGUGAUAUAUCUUAUUAGAUUGACAUUUCAAAGGAGGAACAAAUUAUAAUUUUUGUAGUUAACUAGCUGGGGAUAAGGUGAUUUGUUUGCCAAGAAAAUAUUUUUAUAAAUCCUCAGUGUGCAUAUCAUUCAACAGUGGAAUUUAGUAUUAAUUCCCUUCUGAUGCUGUAACGGAGCACACUUGUAACGAUGGUUAUUGGUCUGCUGAUAACUUGGGUAAACAUAACCCUUUGGACUUGGUGUCACAUUCCUGUCUGUAAGAGCAUGUAAAUGGAAUUAUAUGAAUCUAUGCACCUCUGUACAGGUGUAAUCCUGCCAGGCUGUAAGCUUACCUUAAUAAACUUUCAGUGAAAGUGGAAUUAUUACAAUAAAAAUAUAUAUUUGUGGGGUUUUCAGUGUGCAGGCUGUGCAGCAAUACCGAACAUAAUUGUAUAAAGUAGAACAUACUGCUGAAAAUACCGUAGCUGUUAGGCUUUUACCAUUAUUUUAAUUAUUCUUAGCUGUAGACCUGUAGGAAUGGUCUGGAAGUCACACCAAAGUAUGGUUUAAUGUAAAAACUCUUUUAAGCAAAAAGAAGGAAACCUCCCAACUGGAAACACCAACUGGCAUGCAUUCUGCCAUUCCGCAGCUGCUACUGGCUAACUGUUACAAAAAGGACACAAGGGCAUAUAAAGUACAGUGUACAGUUCAAUUUCAGGACUCUUUGUAGUCUAAAUUCUGUACAGAAAGAUGGCUGCUGGUUUUGGUUUUGUUUUAAUUUGCUUUUUAUUUUGUCUUCUAGUUAGCAACUAGAUGUAGGAAUGCAUAUGAUUAACAUUAGCUUGCUCUUAUGACUUCAUUGCUCCAUUUGAAACAUUCAGAAUGUGCUUCUGACUUACUAUUUUGUUUCUAAUGAAUGUUAAAUGUUUUGAACAGCUGUUAAAGAACUGCUGUAAAUUAUUACUUUUUGAGUAAAUAUUUGCAACAAGA